Molecule: messenger RNA, 2462 nt
Organism: Eupeodes corollae
Lineage: Eukaryota; Metazoa; Arthropoda; Insecta; Diptera; Syrphidae
Product: histone-lysine N-methyltransferase 2D
Exons: 8
Coding region: 162-2327 (721 amino acids)
Biological process (GO): RNA processing
Cellular component (GO): nucleoplasm
Molecular function (GO): RNA binding
Source: RefSeq, a predicted model, not a curated record
AAUUUGUCAAAAAUUUACUUUUCACUUCAGUUUUAAUUUUCUUCUUCCCUUUUGUUUCAUUCAAUAAAAAAACCUUAAUUUUAUCAAUAAAUUUAAAGGAAAAAAAUAUAUAAAAAUUAUAUUUUCAUUUAACACAUUUAGGACACUCCACAAUCCCAAGAAUGUCCCGGCAACACUUAAGUCGCGUCGAUCGAUUCGCGCAAAUGUCGAAGCUAGAGGAGGUCAUUGCCAAAAAACGUCAGGAAAUUCUUGAAAAACAAAGAACCACAGAAUUAGCUAAGCAAGUAGCAGCUGCUCAAAGUAUUGCAUCUAAACAAAAUGUCGAAGAGGCAGCACCCGAGGAUGAAGAAGUCAUUGAAACAGUACCACCACCAACGCCACAAUCAUCAUCCUCAACAACCAUAAUUGGAUUGAGUAGUCAAUCGAAACUUAAAAAUACAUUUUGUAAUGAUGGUUCUUUCCUUACGCAUUUUAAAAAGAUUCUAGAAAAACACAAGCCUGAGCCACCGCCGCCACAACCUGAGCCAGAGCCUGAACCCGAGUUAGAAGCUCAAGCUGAACAAGAUAGAGAGCCAGAACCUAUUCCCUAUGAAUCUUCUAUUCUCAAUGAACAACAACAGCAACAAGAUAUGCAACAUCAACAAGAUAUGCAACAUCAACAAGACAUACAACAUCAACAACACCAAGCACAACAGCAACACCAACACCAACAGCAGCAGCAACAACAUCUACCACAACAACAACAGCUACUACAACAACAGCACCUCCAUCAUCAGCAACAACAACAACAACAUCAGCAAGCUCCACAACCCUUAAAGAUUGAAACUCAAAUGCCUCCAACUGAAUUACCUCCUCCACCAAUAGUUCCAAGUUCAUACUUUAAUCUUGUAAUUCCUCCACCAAUGAUGAAUUUACAAGUUACAGUUCCACCACCACCUCCACCACCACCACCAGUACCAGUACCCCUGCAACAAUGCAUUCCACCACUAUAUAUGAUACCACCACCAGAGCCACUGCAAUUGAAUACAAUUCCUCCGCCAAAGGAAUUCGAUCUGAAUGCCAUUCCUAAGCCAGAGUUCAACUUGGAUGCAAUUCAGGUGCCAACUGAAACGACAGAAAAAGUUUUUUCAGACAACUCAAAUGACUCUAUAACAUUACCGACAUCAUUAGAACAAUUAAUCGAUUUGGUUGCCGAUUUUGGUGAUGGUUAUGAAGAUAAAAUACGUUCGCAUAAAAACGCUUUACACCCAUCCUUGUGGUUUCUGUUUGAGAAGGAUUCUGAGCAAUAUAUUAGUUACCGAAAAGAAUUGGAAGCUUCCCGAUUAGAUCACCAACUGCAAGAGCAGGAACUGUUCGAGCAAGAUGAAAUGCAACACUUUGACUUGGCUAAAUCUUCAAAAACAUUUGAUGAUAAGUAUGAUCCUGAGUGUGUUAUGGAUCGCGAUGAAGAUUCAGAUGAUGAGUACAUGCGAGGUAUGAUGGAUCGAAAUCGUGACAAUCUAAAGCGACGAAUCGAAUGUCGCAAUGAGAUAAUGGAAGAAGAGCGUCAGCGAGAAGAGAAGAAAAAGCAACGCAAAAGUCGUUGGGGAGAAAAGUCUGACGAAAUACCACCUGCUCUUUGUACUCUGGGUAACCAAAACAAACCGGUAUUGUCUGCUGUACAACGAACAGACCCAGCUUUGUUGCAAUACGCACGUCAAAACUAUGGCACAACAGAAUUAGAAGAAGACGAAUGGAGAAAGUGUGAGGAACACUACAAGGUCAAUCUGCUUUAUCAGGAUAUGUUGAAAAAACGACAAGAAAUCGAUCGAUUAGCUAGAUCGGGUAAAUUUAAGUACGAAUAUGAUUCGGACGAAGAUGUGACUGGGGGAACUUGGGAACACAAGUUACGUAACGCUGAAAUGGAAGCCACAAACGCCUGGGCAUCGGCCCUUACAAAACAAUCUGAAGGCAAGCAUCAUAUUGGAGAUUUUUUACCUCCAGAAGAACUGAAAAAAUUCAUGGAACAAUACGAGGCUAAGAAGAGCAACAGACAACCGGACUUGAGCGAUUAUAAGGAAUACAAACUUCGUGAGGAUAAUGUUGGUUUUCAAAUGUUACAAAAGCUCGGCUGGAAAGAAGGUCAAGGUUUGGGAUCGGCUGGAACUGGAAUUGUUGAUCCUGUUAAUAAAGCUCCACAGCGAGAUGGUCAUCAGGGUUUGGGUGUGGCAAGUGCUGCUGCACCUGAAGAUUGCGACAAUGAAUACGAUGCUUAUCGGAAGAGAAUGAUGCUGGCUUAUAGAUUUAGACCUAAUCCAUUGAAUAACCCUCGACGAGCAUACUAUUAAUAUUAGAAAAUAUUAAAAAGGAUAAAAUCAUCCUAUAUUAUUAGAAGUAAAUAAUUUACUUCCUUAUGAUUAUAAUAUAAUAGCAUGAGUACAUGACUAUUAAGAUAACUACAAUAGAUGUUGUUUCGAAUUUGA